Seminavis robusta is the source of this 2763-nucleotide messenger RNA. Lineage: Eukaryota; Bacillariophyta; Bacillariophyceae; Naviculales; Naviculaceae. The record is from the annotation of a GenBank genome assembly.
AUGAGCAACGCCACCAAAGACUUUCAGAGGCGAUCCUCUUCAAACGAAUUAGAUCCCUUUGCUGGCAACGCGACUGGAGCGUCCCGUGAUGUGAGCAGUGUCGGCAAAGACUCGCUAGGAGACAGCAGCCGCAAGUCUCAAGACAGAUCACAUGGGAGUACUGGUACCAGUAUGAGGAGGAAAUGGGGUGCGAGGCAAGAACUGGAUGAAGAUGAGGAGGAGCCAAGAAGUCACGAAAUGAUUCUUAAAUCGAUUGCCGAAAGUCAUCGUCAGGGCAAUGGUGUGUCGUCCCAAACUCAACCUCCAGAGAAGCACAAGAAGAUACUUCCAUUCCUGCAGCAAAAGCAAGACAGUAAUCAUUCAUCCACGAGGGCGGACGCUCAACGAAAAUCUGUCAGUCUGGAGAAGGAUUUGUUGGCUGACAGCUCCAGAAUGACGCAAGACGAAUCGGAUGGUACACAAGCCUCCUAUCGAAGAGCAAGAUUGAUCCAAAAGCCCUCGCCAGACUGUGUCCAAAGUCAAGAGUUCAUUCUCGAAUCCAUUGCCGAUCACUAUCGAAAUAGUUCUGCUUCGACUCCCACGUCUCAACGACGGGAACCCACCAUCACGACAAAAGCCACCAUAGCCAAUCGAAGAGACGCAAGCACCGGUCGUGGAGAUGAUGCAGCGCCUCCACCGUUGCGACUCUCUCGCGCAUCUCCCGGUGCGGGCACUACCACGGCUCGUCCAGGGGCGUAUGCCACGCCUCCUAUUGUGGACACGGCCGAGGAGCAGGGAACUAUUGCUGUAAGUAUGCCCAAUGAUGGAUCAUCAGAGAGGUUUUUGGAGGAACAGCUGGCAACAACAGCAGCAUCUUGUGCUGCUGGCACCGACCGUUCUGCCUUGCAGCACACAGAGCAGCAACAGCCGGACGGCAAUAUUUUAUUGGAAGCUACCUUGGUGUCAAACAACGGUCACAACGACGACGAAAACGUCUUUGAAGCACAAGCCAUGGAUGACGAUGCAAUUCUCAAGGCAUUCUUUGCCACGCCCAAAGGAAAGGUCAUGGUCCUAUGCUGCCUGCUGAUUGUUGUUGGAGCGGUCAUUCUUUUGGCGGUCCUCCUGCGAAACAGGGAUGAAGGCACUGCCAAUCUCCGGAGUGCUCCUACCAUGGCUCCAUCCUUCCCUACAACAACAACGACGACGACAACGACGCAUGCUCCAACCAUGGAGCUUUCCUUGUCACUUUUGCCCAACUAUACUCAGGAAACUAUCCUCAAUGACAAACAGUCUCCACAAGCAAAGGCAUGGCAUUGGUUGCUGCAAGACCCACAUCUCCAUGAAAUCUACCCAUUUGAACGAAAGCUGGACCGGUAUGCUCUCGCAACUUUUUACUAUGCGACUCUUGCUGCAGAUCAUGACACCGAAACGGAUCAUUCGUUGGCAUCCUGGACCACGGGAUGGCUAGACUACAAUCUUCAUGAAUGCAACUGGGGAGACUCGAGCACUACAACCACAAAAAGCACCUCCAAAAGUGCCGCCUGCGAAACUCGUCGUACAACUCUUUCCAUCCCGAAUGAGAAACUGAAUGGUACUCUGCCUCCAGAGUUGUCGCUCUUGGAUUCACUCCAGGUCAUCAACCUUGCUUCCAAUGAGUUGGAAGGGACAAUCCCCACACAACUUGCCAUGCUCACAGAACUGAAUGAGCUGAUUCUAGAUCAAAAUGCAUUCACAGGGACCCUGUUUACAGAGCUUGGCAUGCUCUCCCGUCUGGUGAACCUUACCCUGAAUGAUGUUGCAGCAUUGUCUGGAUCCAUCCCAAGUGAAUUGGGGUUGGCAACAGCACUUGGAGACUUUCGCGCAGAAAACACUCUGUUGGAAGGAACCUUGCCAAGCGAAUUGUCACAACUGACCAACUUGGAACUUCUGGUGACCCGCGGCACUUUGAUUGAUGGCACGAUACCCUCACAGUACGGUCUAUUGUCAAAUCUUUUAUGGUUUGGAGUUGGUGAUUCCGCCAUGAGUGGAACUCUACCCACGGAGCUGGGCAGCUUGGACAAACUGUACGGCCUGGAUGUGGCCGAGAACGAGAUGAUUCGAGGCCCGAUCCCAUCCGAGUUGGGGAGAUUGAACAAGCUGCAUACAGUCCUGUUCUACCUCAGCUCCCUCUCUGGCCAAAUACCGUCGCAGUUUGGGAUGUUGUCGUCUUUGGUCGAACUACAGAUGGCAGGAAUGUCUUUGACGGGGACAUUGCCAUCCGAGCUUUUUCGACUCGCACGACUUGAAGAAGUUGAUUUCAGCUACAACAGCAUCAGGGGCACCUUGCCCACUCACAUUGGAAACUGUCAACUGUUGGAGCAGUUGGAAAUGGAACGAAACAAACUGUCCGGAAGCAUCCCCACCGAGUUGGGGAGCCUUGGAGGUCUGAAGGUACUUGAAAUCUUUUCAAACUCCUUCACAGGUCAAUUGCCAACAGAGAUUGGACAGACCACAAAACUGCAAAGUCUAUUGUUGAAUGACAAUACGCUGAACAGCACCAUCCCGUCGGAACUAGGGCGUCUUCACGGUCUCAACGUGCUUCAAAUGGCCAAUUCCGGGCUCUAUGGCUCUGUGCCAACCGACAUAUUCCUCCCCAAUAGUCUGAUAUCGGUUUCUCUGAACGGGAACGAGUUCUUGACCGGAACUGUGCCGUUGUCAUUUUGUGCGUCACAUCCCCGCUCCCAAGUGGAAGUCGAUUGUGCCAAUGUUAACUGCACCUGUUGUGGGUGCACCGAUGAUAGCUAA